UCUCUCUCUCCCAUUCUCUUCCUUUUCCAUCUUCCCGCCGCCCCGUCACAGACUUACUUUUUUCCUCGUGCAUCUUGACUUGUCUGGAACAUUUCGGUUGCAUUCUCCUGACCCGUCCUACAUCCUCCCUCCCUUCGCGUCACCCUCCUACUUUCUUCUAGUGUAGCUCCGUUUGUCACCUUUUCCCUUCCUCGAGAAGGACGGUUCCUCGGCAUCUUAGACUUCCAGGGUUCAGGACAAAGAAAACCUUGCGCAACGCACUUGCUCCGUCACCAACGCCAAAUCCCAUACGGACAUAGAGACACACAUACAUCAUACAUAGGACCAACCGACCGACCGCCCCGUCCGCCCGUCCGCUUUACUAGACCAACCCGAUCUCUCCCUCCCUCUCUCUCUCUCUCUCUCUCUCUCUCUCUCCAGAAGGAUUAUAAAUCUUUAUCAACAAGCGGCCAACCAACUUCGACCACAGCCCGAUCGACACCAACCCGAGCAAUUUCGUUUUGGGUCUAUUAGUACCCCAUAUCCUCUCUCCUCGACGACAGGCUCAACUCCCCACCACGUUGACGAUUCGGACAUCGUCAACUCUAGCAACAAACCACCAAAAAACCUUCACCACGGCUUCUCCAGCGAUCGCCAUCAUGGGUUCCCCGAGUGGACCCCCGCUACGCCCCCGAGCGUCGUCCAACUUCAUGGGAAUCCGCGCCUCCGGGUUCCCGCCGUCGAUGACGCCCCAGGAGAAGCACCUCUUCUCGGACCGCGUCAACUCGGCCACGACGCGGCUCUCGAGCACCAUGGCCGCCAGCGACAGCCCCGACGGCUUCAUCUUCGUCGUCUACUUCCACAAGUCCACCGCCGCCGACGCCCUCGCCCUGCUGAAGGCCGCCGACAUCCGAGUCAGGGGUCACGAGGUCCAGUUUUCCUGGCACUGAACUCUCUUCUCUCUGUCUCUUUCGUCGGAAAGUUGUGUCAAUGCCCUUUUCUCUCACUGUUGUGUUGCAGCCCUUGGCUGGACUCGACUGGACCGGACUGGACUUACAGGACCUCGUCACCCCCCCCCCCCCCCCCCCCCCCUGUGGACUCAUCUCGCGGUUGGUGGUGGACUGGACCUUCACCAUCUGUGGACUUCGGAUCGCUUCCACGUCCGACCGACAUGAACGAUUUGCGUCUGGUGGGCAGUCAGACUCCGGCGCCACACGAGUCUGGGCUGAUUCGAGGGUUGAUCCUUUCCUCUUUUCUCUCUGUCUCCCGUCUCUCCCUUGCCUCUACUCUACAGGCACUCUCCUAUCCUCUCCUCCCCCCCCCCCCUGCCUCCUCACUACCUACCUAUCCACAACCUUCAAUAACACCGCCAGCUAGACAGCAGGGGAAAAGGGGAUCGAUCGUCCAUCUAUCGAACCCAUCAUCCUCCUCUUCCUCCUCUUCCCUCUUCUUUCUUCCCCUCUCCCUCUCAGGGGUCAUCCAUCCUCCAAUUCCCGUCCGCCCGCGUCGGGACGAAUCCUUCAACGAUCCGUCCUCCUCCACCCCUACACAACCACCAUCCAUCCCCUCAACGGUCAACCAACCCACCAACCGCCCCCUUACCAAUCCUCGGUGAUCUGCAGGUCUAGGCCAUCCUGGACCGACCACCCCUCCCAUGCCAUCCACUGUCCAACUUUCCAGGGCAAAUCGACCGUCUCGACCCAUCCACUGGCUCCUCCGCCCCAUAAUAUCACCUUAUCUCCAUCGAGGCGGCCAUCGCUAAUCAAUCACGCCAAAACGACCGAGCAUCCUUCUCAAUUCCCCCUCCCCUUCUCCUGGAGUCCUUUAUGGCAUGGCAGUCUUGGCCCCCUCCCCCUUAUCCCGAUACCGAUCUCCUUUCACGCAAGGGGCUUCGGUUCGUCGAUGCCGCAGACGAGCUGCAGAUGAGCUGCAGGAGAAGCAUGCACAUUCCACUGCCCACCACCCCUCAGUGAGGCGUGCCGACCGGCAUCGGAAUCGGUAUUACAGGUCUGGGAUGGGGAAUUGGAGACGAAGAAGGUUGGGAUGAUGAUGAUGGUGUGAAGUGCCACGGCAAAAGGGGUCCCCGCGACCGACGCCUUUCUUCCGGAUUGUUUCGGGUUUAUUCCAAAACCCCGUUGGCGAGAGAGGCUGCGCACACUCUCAGAUUCUUCGAGAUUCUGAUGAGGAGAAAGGGUUGAACACCGUUCGGCAAUCGGACCCAGUCCAGAUGCCACGGAGAAAACGGGACCGUCAAUCUUUUAGAUGAGACGCGCCGACGCAAUCACGGCCGGUUUUCCGCAUCUCGGGGAUCCGCUUGCCAUGACAAGGGGAAGAGGGGUCGAGAGAAGGAGGACAUCGGGGAUAUCAGGGAUCUAGUGUAGGAUUUGGGGGCAUCCUUUGGGGGGUGAGAGAGAGGAGGAGAACACUUCGAGACAAGAAACACCGACAAACGGCAUUCCCAAAGACCAAGUUCGAUUUGGGUGAAUCCGGCCCGACGU
Messenger RNA from Colletotrichum destructivum, 2477 nucleotides. RefSeq lists its product as uncharacterized. The transcript is spliced from 2 exons. The record is from RefSeq and is a predicted model, not a curated record. NCBI's taxonomy places the organism in Eukaryota, Fungi, Ascomycota, Sordariomycetes, Glomerellales, Glomerellaceae. The coding region runs from base 639 to 929 and encodes 96 amino acids.